Molecule: messenger RNA, 7103 nt
Organism: Cheilinus undulatus (humphead wrasse)
Lineage: Eukaryota; Metazoa; Chordata; Actinopteri; Labriformes; Labridae
Gene: pik3c2a
Product: phosphatidylinositol-4-phosphate 3-kinase, catalytic subunit type 2 alpha
Exons: 33
Coding region: 173-5365 (1730 amino acids)
Biological process (GO): phosphatidylinositol 3-kinase/protein kinase B signal transduction; phosphatidylinositol-mediated signaling; phosphatidylinositol-3-phosphate biosynthetic process
Cellular component (GO): cytoplasm; phosphatidylinositol 3-kinase complex; plasma membrane
Molecular function (GO): 1-phosphatidylinositol-4-phosphate 3-kinase activity; 1-phosphatidylinositol-3-kinase activity; phosphatidylinositol binding
Source: RefSeq, a predicted model, not a curated record
CCUCAACAGGAACUGACGUCCCCUCAGUGCAAGUGGACGGAAAAAAAUGCAGCUGCAGGAAAAAUGGCUCCAAACACCGCACCGCUAAAAGGUGUUUAAAGAACUGCUGGGUACCUCUUGGGCAACACCGACUUAAAGGCUGUCACACUCAUGGCACCCUCCAGUUGACAGAAUGGCCCAGAUAUCAAGCGGUAAUGGGUUCAAGAUGGAUGUCCCCCAACCAAAGGGGGUUGUGGGUAAAGAGGAAGCCCUCCGCAUGGAGGAGGAGGCUUUAGCGAGGUUGCAAAGGGAGAAGAGACACACCCUGUCAUCCUCUGCACCGUCGUCUUCCUCUGCAGCGUUCUCAUCCUUCUCGAAACCAAAACCAUCAAAGUCUACCACUACUGCUCCUCAACCAUCACCCUCCACUCACAGACCAGAAAAGGACCUCAUCGUCUUCCCAGAGACCAAGAAGCAGGCAGAGCAGGACAAGUUCAGGGACAUUGAUGUGGACAAACUGACCAAUGAGGAGCUUGAAAAGCUCCUUCUGGAUGAAAACUUUGGGGCAAAAAGCAAAGUGUCCAAGCCCUCAUCCCUGCUAGGGUUUGACCUCAGUGCCUCGUACCCCGGGGGCCAUGCCUGUAGCUCUUCUCCUUUCCAAGGCGGCCAGUGGACCCCCAUUCUGUCCACCCCAUCCACCUCUAAUGUGUCCACUCCCACCCAUCAGCCUAUCCCAGUGUUCCCCUCUGCUCCAUUCCCCAAACCAGGCACAUUUCAGAACGGUUUCACUCCAACCAUGUCGCCUUUCAUGACCAUGUCGGCACAGCAGCCAUCCUUCCUUUCAUCCAUGGCGUUCACUCCCAUCCAGCCCGCUGCUACCAUGGUCUUCCAGCAGCCCACCGUGGACCCGGAGAUGGCCAAACUCUUCGACAAGAUUGCCAGCACCUCAGAAUACUUGAAGAACGGCAAAUCAGCCAGCACUGACCCAGAUUCCGCUCAGGCCGGCACAGCUUCCCUGGCACCCAACCCGCCACCCCAGCAGCCAGCAGUGAUGGAAUCUUCUGGCAUUAGCCGCUUCGACUGGCUGGAUCUGGACCCUCUUACAAAGCGUAAAGCUGAGAGCGAGGAGGCAUCCCUGGCAGGAGGAGGCCCUACACCAACGGUAUCAGAACCUUCUGCUGGGGAUCCUUGGGAUGCAGUGCUUGAGACUGAAGGGAAUAGCAGCAGCCCUCCUCUGGAGGGGAAAGCACCGCUGUCAGUUCGUUCACAGCAGAGGAGAGCUUCAACAGGAGCAGCUGUCACCAGAAGUCACUCACUCAACAUCCCAGGGACCUCCUCUCAGCACAAACCAAACAAUCAGGAAAAGACAAAAGCCAAAGGCUUGGUGAAGAAUGCCGCUCUGGAAGAACAGGACGCUCAAAACCUGGAGGUUGUCGCCUUCUGUGAAGACGUUGCAGCACUGCGCUCCAAGUUCCCUCAUGGCGACAUGUCCACCAACCCUGGCUACGUCCUCAGCCCAGUCAUCACCCAGAGAAAUGCUGGAGGGGACAACAGCUGCUCUGUUAAGGUUUCUAUAGAAAUCUCUGAGUCUCAGCAGCCAGUUACCUUCACCUGUGAUGUGAGUUCUCCGGUGGAGCUGCUGAUCAGUCAGACUCUCUGUUGGGUCCACGAUGACCUGGACCAGGUGGACUUCUCCAGCUACCUGCUCAAAGUCUGCGGCAAGGAGGAAGUGCUUCAGAAUAAACACAGCCUCGGCAGCCAUGAGUACGUCCAGAACUGCAGGAAGUGGGAGAAUGAGAUCACAUUACAGCUCCUCUCUCACUCCACCAUGAGAAGAGACUUGGCACGGACAGCAGAUGAUGACAGCUCUGCGAUAGAUGUAGAGAAGCACCUCGGCCAAGUGGAGAGGCCUUUCAGGGAGAAUGUCACCAGACAAGGCCUGGCUGACUAUUUAGAAGGUUAUCACAAUCAAGUCAACAUCUGUCUACAGAAUGAGAGUACUCAAUAUAAGACUGUGGACCGGCUGGUGCAGACUCUGAAAAACUUGUGCUGUGGUCUGGACGAGGUGGAGACACAAACGAUCACAGAGGCCAUAAAAAGGCUGAAACACUCUGUCAAUUUACCCCGGACUCGCUCGCCAAAGCUGGGCUCUCCAUCAUCUGGUCAGUCAUCAAAUGGUCACACCAGUCCUGUAGAGGAGUGCAUGGCCUCGCUGACACAGGCUGUUUACGACCUGGCAAAGCUCUACCUGCGCUCCUUCUGUCCUCCAUCCCCUUCCUUCAGCUCACCUCCGUUACCCCAGCCUGCAGAGGGGGAAGGCGUAGAGGGACGGAGCAGCAAGGAAGCUUCUGGUACCACUGACCACCUUCAGUUCACUCUGUUCGCCCUGCAUGGCAUCCCAGCCAACUGGAUCAGCAGUUAUGAGAAGUACUUCCUGAUGUGUUCCCUCACCCAUAAUGGCAAGAACCUUUUCAAACCGGUCCAGUCGAAGAGAGUGGGCACAUACAAGAGCUUCUUCUACCACAUCAAAUGGGACGAGCUGAUAAACUUCCCCAUAGCUGUAGCUGUUCUCCCUCUGGAGUCCAUACUGAGCCUGACUCUGUUCGGAGUGCUGAACCAGAAUGCCAGUGGCUCCCCAGACUCCAACAAACAGAGGAAAGCUCCAGAGCUGUUGGGAAGAGUCUCUAUGCCGCUCUUUGACUUUAGGAGGGUGUUGGCCAAAGGCAGCAGGCUGUUGUGUUUGUGGACGUCGGCCCAGGGAGCUGCUGCUGCUGCCACCACUGGCUCUACAGGCGUCCGCAAGAGAGUACCCACAGAGAGAAUAGUGCUGCAGGUGGACUUCCCAAACUCACCUGUUGAUGUUUUAUACGUGGGACCAAAAGAAGCUCCGAGCCCAGAGCCCCCAGUGGAAGAGCUGGACCCCGAUCUGCGGCGAAAACUGGAGAAAAUCUGCAGCCGAGCUUCUAAUUUUGGGUUGAAGCGGGCCGAUCACCAGCUCCUCUGGGACCACAGGCUCCACUGUCGGAGGGACCACCCCAGCAGCCUCCCCAAGGUGUUGGCCAGUGUGCCCAGCUGGGACUGGGCCAGCAUCGCUCACAUCCACUCCCUUCUGCACCACUGGCCCCCUCUGCCCCCUGUCACUGCGCUGGAGAUGCUCGACUCAAAGUUUGCAGACACAGCAGUGAGGAGCGUGGCCGUCAGUUGGAUUGAGAAGAGCAGUGAUGAUGAGCUUGCUGACUACCUGCCUCAGUUAGUUCAGGCAUUAAAGUUUGACUGUCACCUAAAGAGCGCCCUCGUCAUGUUUCUGCUGUCCAGAGCACAAGGCAACAUCAACAUAGCCCACUACCUCUACUGGCUGCUGAAAGACGCUGUUCAGGAUCCGGCCUGGGGACAGCGCUAUGAGCGGGUGCUGGGUGCCCUGCUGUGUCUGUGUGGCGCCAAGCUCAGGGCGGAGCUUGAGAAACAGACUAACCUGGUGACCCUGCUGGGGGCCGUGGCCGAGAGAGUCCGACAAGCUGGAGGAUCUACACGGCAGGUGGCGCUGCAGGAGGGGCUUGAAAAUGUUCAAAACUUUUUCCAGAGGAACAGCUGCAGACUGCCACUCAGCCCCAGCCUCGUGGCAAAGGAGCUAAACAUCAAGGCGUGCUCCUUCUUCAACUCCAACGCCGUUCCCCUCAAGCUGGCGCUGAUCAACGCCGACCCGCUGGGAGAAGAGAUCAAUGUUAUGUUCAAGGUUGGAGAGGACCUGAGGCAGGACAUGUUGGCGCUGCAGAUGAUCCGCAUUAUGGACCGCAUCUGGCUGCAGGAGGGGCUGGACCUCCGCAUCGUCAACUUCAAAUGCAUCUCCACCGGGAAGGACAAAGGCAUGGUGGAGCUGGUACCGUCCUCAGAUACUCUGAGAAAGAUUCAGGUGGAGUACGGCGUCACAGGAUCCUUUAAAGACAAGCCUCUGGCAGAAUGGCUCCGCAAGUACAACCCUGCUGAGGACGAGUACGAAAAGGCGUCGGAGAACUUCAUCUACUCAUGUGCAGGCUGCUGUGUGGCAACCUACGUCCUCGGCAUCUGUGAUCGUCACAACGACAACAUUAUGCUGCGAUCCACAGGUCACAUGUUCCAUAUCGACUUUGGCAAGUUCCUGGGACACGCUCAGAUGUUCGGCAGCUUCAAGAGGGACCGAGCUCCAUUUGUUCUGACCUCUGACAUGGCCUACGUCAUCAAUGGAGGCGAGCGUCCCACCAGCCGUUUCCAGCUCUUUGUAGACUUGUGCUGCCAGGCCUACAACCUCAUCCGCAAGCACUCCGGGCUUUUCCUCAACCUGCUGUCACUGAUGACGUCCUCAGGCCUCCCAGAGCUGACCGGCCCUCAGGAUCUGAAGUACGUGUUUGAUGCUCUGCAGCCACACAACACAGACGCUGAGGCCACAAUCUUCUUCACCAGGCUGAUCGAGUCCAGUCUGGGCAGCGUGGCCACCAAGUUCAACUUCUUCAUCCACAACCUCGCUCAGCUAAGAUUCUCUGGUCUGCCGGCCAACGACGAGCCAAUCCUGUCAUUCUCCCCCAAAACGUACACUCUGAAACAGGAGGGACGCAUCCUGCACGCCUCCAUCUUCUCCUUCCAGAAGAGAUACAACCCAGACAAGCACUAUACGUACGUGGUGAGGCUGAUGAGGGAAGGUCAGACCGAGCCUCAGUUUGUCUUCCGCACUUUUGACGAGUUUCAGGAGCUCCACAAUAAACUCAGCAUCCUCUUCCCCCUCUGGAAGCUGCCCAGUUUCCCCAACAAGAUGGUGCUCGGUCGCACACACAUUAAAGAAGUGGCAGCAAAGAGGAAGUUUGAGCUCAACAACUACGUGCACAACCUGAUGAGGAGCUCUGCAGAGGUCAACCAGUGUGACCUGAUCUACACCUUCUUCCAUCCGAUCGCACGAGAUGACAAGACAGAAGGUUUAGACGCCACAGCCAGAGCACCAGAGCCUCCUCUCAGUCCAACCUCUGGUCGAGUUGAAGGAGAAGUGAAGCUUUCGAUCUCAUACAGAAACAGUAAUCUGUUCAUCAUGGUCAUGCACAUCAAAGAUCUGGUUUCUGAAGACGGCACAGAUCCAAACCCAUAUGUGAAAACCUACCUGCUUCCAGAUCCACACAAGACCUCCAAACGCAAGACGAAGAUCUCGAGGAAAACCAGAAACCCAACUUUCAAUGAGAUGUUGGUGUACAGCGGCUACAGCAAGGAAACCCUGGGCCUGCGUGAGCUCCAACUGAGCGUGCUCAGUGCCGAGUCGCUGCGUGAGAACUACUUCCUGGGCGGCAUCACGCUCAGACUUAAAGACUUUGACCUCAGCAAGGAGACGGUCAAGUGGUACAAACUGACGGCCGUCCCCUACUUCUAAACCUCCCCUGCCUGCCUCUCCUGAAGUCGAGGACAACUCCACCUUUUCAGAAUAAAGCUGCAUUCAUGUGUUAUGGGAAAGGCAGCACGAGUGGCCUUACUUGAAAAUCCUGCUCACCUCAGCUCUCACAUUUCUUAAAGAAUAGGCUCAUGAGCUUCCAGAGUUUGUAUUUUGGACCAAUGGACUGUCUUUUUAAAUCACUGAAUUUGAAGAAGUAGGGAAAUUUACAUUUCAAAAUUCAUAAACCAAAUGGACUUUUUCUUUGGCAUAAAUCAGAGUUCUUAAGGCAUCAUGGCAGGAUGCACUUCAGCUCCAAACACAGUUGGAUAAAAACCAUCAUGAUACUUCAUUAAUUCCCAUACAGCAUUAAUGCAGACUUAAAGCUCCUCUAGACGUUUCCUGAAAGGACGACAGAGCAGGCAGAUUCACAGACCCUGAGAGGGAAGCCUGCUCUUAUCUCUGCUAUGUCCUCCUCUCCCUCUUUAACUAAUCAUGAUUGUUUCUGUGACAAACAAUCGCCUCUUCUUUUGUGUCUUCUUUCCUAAACUUUAACAAAGAGCUGUAAUGUUUUGUACAUUUUGAUAUUAGAGGACCAAAACGGCUUACUUGGAGAAGAGUAUAUAUAGAUUGACAGGUUUAUUUUUUAAGGAAUAGAAAGGGGGAUCUUUUUACAUUUUCCUUUGUUUAUUUUCUAUAUAGGCAAAUAGGAGGCAUCAGGGUUUCCAGACACUUCUGGGUAGAGUAGCCCAGCACACCAGGAUCCAGAAAUCAACAGUGACCUUAUGAUUCCCCGAGAAUGUGCCAAAAGAAGGACAGCAAAUCAAACCACUCUCCCGAGAAGGGAGUUGAACAGGGUGCCUUUGUUUGUGCUCACAAUCUUUUAAUGCUCAACUUGGCCUUAUUGUGAUAUAAAGUAUAUUUUAUUAACAAUCUGAUAUGUCCUUAUUAAACAAAAAUCUAUAUUCUGUAAGCUAUAUCAGGCGUUCUUCCAGAGCAGGUUUAUUUUAUAACAGUGGACUGCCACUAAAUGCACACUACCAGGUCUCUUUCUCAUGAUAUUACUUGACUAUUUUCACACAGCACACCUUAAAGGGGAAAUUUCUAUCUUCAGCUUUGGACUCACUCUUUCUCUGCGCUCUUGGUGAAGAGAUUAGGGUUUAGCGCAGUUCAGACUUUUCACAAUGCAGUAUAUGGACUCGGUUUAAGCAUGGAGUCUGGAUGUGAGGCCGUUUCAGCUCAGGCAGCAGCAUCGCACAAUCCCAGUGCCUAAUGGUGGUUUAAUAAAUGGAAACAUGGUGUAAUUAUGUAUUUAACUGCCAGUGAAAUCCAGAUCCAGCCUGGUCUUAUGAUAUGAAUGUGAGAAAAUGAUCUGAAGGGACUGAUUGGCACUGCGAAGGCAACUUUUCACAAAAAGGGAACUAGGUCCUGUGCAAGAGAUUAGCUGCUUCUCCUUCCACUCGCUAACGAUAAAAUGUUAAUGUUUAAUAAAGAAAAUUAAGAUGAAUCUAUCUGCAGACUUUUAAAGAGAUCUGAAAGACUUUUGUGAUCAAAGAGCAACACUCACGUUAUGAAUAUUAGUGAUAUGAUCCACUCUUUUAGUGACUGUACAAAGAACACAAGCAGAGUUUGUAUUAACAUGGCCAGUUAUUUAUUCUUAAUUGGUGACCUGUAACCCGAAUGGAUCAGUGUGUACUGUAAUCCCUCUUUCCUAAAGCAAAUUAAAUGUUUUUGGAACAAA